Aphanomyces astaci is the source of this 1178-nucleotide messenger RNA. RefSeq lists its product as hypothetical. NCBI's taxonomy places the organism in Eukaryota, Oomycota, Saprolegniomycetes, Saprolegniales, Verrucalvaceae. The coding region runs from base 40 to 1149 and encodes 369 amino acids. Gene Ontology annotation, molecular function: flavin adenine dinucleotide binding; tRNA dihydrouridine synthase activity. Gene Ontology annotation, biological process: tRNA dihydrouridine synthesis. The transcript is spliced from 8 exons. The record is from RefSeq and is a predicted model, not a curated record.
UUUUUGGUGGUGGCGCGAAAUUAUAUUCGUCGUGUGUGAAUGUUGCGCCGCAUGUCGACUGAAUAUGCACCCGCACGCUUGUCGGUUGCGCCGAUGAUGGACUGGACCGACCGUCACUACCGGUACAUGAUGCGGCUGAUCACACGUCGAACGCUCCUCUACACGGAGAUGGUCGUCGACGCAACUCUUAUGCACCAGAAGCACAAUCUGGACUACUUUCUCGGACACGACUCGUUAGAACAUCCACUAGCUCUCCAACUGGGAGGCAGCAACCCCGCCAUGCUCGGAGAGGUGGCAAAGAUGGCCGAGUCUUAUGGCAGCUUCCACGAAAUCAACAUUAACGUCGGGUGUCCGAGUCCGAAGGUGUCCAAGAAUUGCUUUGGAGCUCGGUUGAUGCUCGACCCUGCCCAUGUGCGCGACAUUUGCCACGAGAUGCGCCGCCAAGUGACGUCCACCCCCAUCACGGUCAAGUGUCGCUUGGGAGUUGACGACUUUGACUCGUACGAGUACUUGCACGAGUUUGUAGCGACGGUGCAGACGUCGGGGGUGACAGAGUUCACCGUCCACGCGCGCAAGUGCUGGCUGGACGGUCUUCGCCUCAGUCCACACGAGAACCGGACCGUGCCAGCGCUGAACUACGACUUUGUCGGGCGGCUCAAGGCGGACUUUCCGCACCUGCGCAUCAUGCUCAAUGGAGGCGUGUCUUCGAUUCAGCAUGCCCACGAGUUGUUGCAGGAUCCAUCGUUGCAAGUGGAUGGGAUCAUGAUCGGCCGCGCGGCGUACAACACGCCGUGGAACUUUCGCGACGCCGAUCGCUUGCACUUUGGAGUGCCGAAUCCAGGGCUGUCGAGGCGGCAGGUGGUGGCCGCGUACUUGGAUUAUGCCGACGACAUGCAAGCCAAGUGGGGCAGCGUGCGCAAGCCCGGGCAGUACGCCAUGCCCACGUCGCUGCUCAUGAAGCCGCUCUUGAAUCUGUUCAACGGCGAAUUCGGCGGGAAGGCCGUGAAGCGGCACGUGGCGCAACGGUGGGCGGACCGACAAGGCGAACAGCUGGAACUGCGGGAUCUCGUCGAGACUGCCAUGGAAGAGUGCAUUCCUGCGGCCGUGCUGGACGCUACCUGCGACGACGAUGACGAUAUCGUCGAUUAAAUAGAGAUAAUACAAUUAUUGUCGAUUUG